Acaulospora colombiana is the source of this 211-nucleotide messenger RNA. The record is from the annotation of a GenBank genome assembly. Lineage: Eukaryota; Fungi; Glomeromycota; Glomeromycetes; Diversisporales; Acaulosporaceae.
AUGUCCACUGCUCUAUCGCCUAGCCCCAUCCCAGUGACGAGUCCUGCUCCUGGUGCAGUUGCUGCUAAUACAGCGUCAAGCAUCCUAUCGCCUCCACAGCACCAGCGCCAGCAUCCGAAUGGCGAGCAGCUCCUCCAGCCGCCAUCCGAUCCAGUGCCCCCUAUAGCAGUCGAUUUUGCACUCUCUGACACUCCUGGGAUGAGUAUUACUC